GGGUGCCAUUUGGCGCAGUUUUGAGCUUCAUCCGUUUAACAAAAGGGGCGUCCGGUUAUUUAUUUGUCGUCGUGUUUUUUGUGACUUUUAUUUAAAAUCUAUUUUGUCGUCAAAAAACAACACAUACACACAGUCACAAUGAGCUCAAUCAACGUGAAAAAACUGAAAGUGAACGAGCUGAAGGACGAGCUGAAGAAGCGCGAUCUGUCGGACAAGGGGCUCAAGGCCGAGCUGAUGGACCGCCUGCAGGCCGCGCUGGACGAAGAGGCCCUGGCCGGAGACUCCCCACUGGACCCGGAGGCGGCUGCUGCGGACGGAGCCGGCGAUCAAGAAGGCAUGGGCGAGGAGGAAGAAGGCGAGGGCCCUAUUGAAGAAAGCAUGGAGGCCAACAACGAUGAGGAAGAAGAGGAGGAGGAGGAGGAAGAAGAAGAGGAGCAGCCUGAGAAUGGGGGUGAUGGCGAGGGCGAUGUCGCUGCUGCUGCCGCUGCUACUGCUGCAGAAGACGAGGAGAUGGGUGAAGGGGAAGAAGAGGAAGAAGAGGAGGAGGACGACAUGGAUCCUAUGCUCAAGGGAGACGUGGAUGACAUGGAGAAGAUAGAUACGGAGGACGGUGAGCCCGGGGAGCCUGCUGCUGAGGGGGAUGCGGACAAAGACACGAAUGCUGAUCAGAAGAAUAAGAAGGGUGUUAAGAGACGCCGGGAGGAACAUGGAAGGGGCUACUUUGAAUUUAUUGAAGAGAACAAAUACAGCUGGGCCUCAUUUAAGUCUCCUGUGCCGCCCCUGGAGGAAGAGGAUGAGGAGUUUGACGACACAAAAGUCUGCCUGGAUACCUACAAUUGUGACCUGCACUUUAAGGUGUCGCGGGACCGUUACAGCGCCUCAUCUCUCACAAUGGAAAGUUUUGCUUAUCUCUGGUCCGGAGGCAAGGCUACCUAUGGAGUGAACAAAGGCAAAGCCUGCUUUGAGAUGAAGAUUACAGAGAAGAUCCCAGUGAAGCACAUUUCCAGUAAGAACAUGGACAUCCAUGACGUGCAGGUCGGCUGGUCCCUGGCUACCGGCACGCUGCUGCUCGGUGAGGAGGAGCAUUCUUACGCAUACUCUGGGAAGGGCAAGAAGACGACCAACUGUGUGACAGAGGACUUUGGAGAGACCUAUGAGGAGAAUGAUGUCGUCUGCUGCCUUAUUGACUUUGAGGGCGAUGAACUGGUGUUGUCCUUCUCCAAGAACGGAGGAGAGCCAGCUGUCGCAUUCCAGGUCAGCAAGGACAGCCUGAACGGCCAGGCUCUUUUCCCCCACGUCAUCUGCCACAACUGCGCCGUAGAGUUCAACUUUGGCCAGAUGGAGACUCCCUACUUCCCUCAGCCCCAGGGCUACACCUUCCUGCAGCAGAUUGCAGUGGACGACAGAGUCAGAGGGCUCAAGGGGCCACAGACCAAGGCGGACUGCGAGAUCAUCGUGAUGGUCGGCCUGCCAGGCUCAGGGAAGACUACAUGGGUGAAGAACCAUGUCCAGGAGAACCCCGGCAAAUACUACAUCUUGGGCAGUGACACCAUUGUGGACAAGAUGAUGAUCAACAGCCUGAAGCGUCAGUCAAAGGACAUCACAAAACUGACCGCCAUCUCCCAGCGAGCACCACUCUUCCUGGGCAAGUUCAUCGAGAUCGCCGCCCGCAAGAAGAGAAACUACAUCCUGGAUCAUACUAAUUUGUCUGCCCCAGGCCAGAAGAGGAAGAUGUGCUUGUUCGCAGGCUUCCAGCGUAAGGCUGUGGUGGUCCUGCCCUCUGACGACGACUUCAAGGAGAGAGUCCAGAAGAAGGUUGAGAGUGACGGCAAAGAAGUUCCCGAGCACGCUGUCCUCAAAAUGAAAGGUUUCUUCUCUCUGCCCGAGGAAGGAGAGAGUUUCAAUGAGGUCAUCUUUGCUGAGACUCAGAAGGAGGACGGUGCCAAGCUGCUGGAACAGUACAAAGAGGAAAGCAAGACGGCUCUGCCCGCCGAGAAGAAACCCAACCAGGGAAGCACAACGCCAAAGAGAGGUGGCGGCAUCCGCGGCGGCGGCCGGGGAGGCAAGAACCAGUUUGGCCGCGGCGGUGGACUUGGCCAGAGAGGUGGUGGCCGUGGAGGUUUCCAGAAUAGAGGCAACUUUAGAGGAGCCCCAGGCCCCCGCGGCGGCUUCAGUCGCCCCCCACGCGGCUUCCUGCCUCCACCAGCAUUCAGAGGAGGUUUCCCCAACCGCGGCAACUUCAACCGAGGUGGCGGUCCCAUUCCCAGCCUGGGUGGAUCCCCCAGAGGCGGACCAAUGAGGGGUAACAUGGGCCCCAGGGGAGGUCACAUGAACAGAGGUGGCCCAAUGAACAGGGGGGGGAACAUGAGCAGAGGAGGUGGAGGCAACAUGAACCGCGGCGGAAACAGGGGACAUCCCGGCCAGUUCCAGCAGAGGGGUGGCAACCGUGGCAACUUUGGCAACAAGAACGGCAACUUUGGUAACAACAGGAAUAGCGGCAACUUUGGCGGCAACAGGAACGGCAUGGACAAGGCUCAGGCCUUCAACCAGAGUUGGCAGCAAGGGUUUUGGAACCAGAAGCCGUGGAGCCAGCAGUAUCAGCCUGGAUAUUAUUAAGACACUUGUUCUAACGGACUGGUGGCCGACACUGAGACCCACCACUAGCCACGGAACAUCCCUCCACCCCGCUGUUUGAUUAUUAUUAUUUUUUUGUUCUUCUAGAGCCCACUUUUUAAAAAAAAAAAUACAGAAAAAGAAUUUAAAACCCACCAACUAAAACCAACAAAGACUUAAAGCGAUCUGGAGAAACAACAUUCCACAUCAGAGAGGAGACCAGGCUGUAUCCCGAGUGUAAUUGAUCUUUAUAUAUAUCUGUACACACAUGUACAACGUGGGUUGAGUGUCAUUCAAUCAUCUGUUUUUUUGGGUUUUUUUCUCUUUUGUUGUAUAUUAUCCUUUUUUCACCACUUUUAAAUGAUGUGCUUUUAAAAAAAAAAAAAAAUCUAAUGUUUGUAAUAUCAGGAACCAGAAACAUUUUUGCCAGUCUGGCUAAAUGUUCAGAUUUUUUUUUUUUUUCCUCCUUUUUUUCAGGGUUGUGCAUUUUAUCUGUGCUUUUUUUUUUUUUUUUUUUUUUAAUUACGAAUUGUAAAUAUUUGUGUUUGCGUAGUUUGUAUGAGAAGUUUAAAAACAGUAAUGAUUUUUUGAAAGGAGCCGUGUCUUCUUAGCGAGAAGCAGCACGGUUAGCUGGAUACUAUUGUUAGACUGUCAAUAGUCUCGACUGUCAAACAGUUGAAAUGAAACAAAUUAAUUACAGUUUAUUCUUUUUUUUUUUUUUUUUUUUUUUGUCUUCUGUUCCCAUCAUCAAACCUGUAACCUAAACUCCAUAGACCUACAAUAAACAACUCGUUGGCUUUUUUACAUCUCUUCCUGGCUUAUGACUUUUGAUUCAGUUCAAAGGUGUGUAAAAGACCUUUGAAUGGGCGAUGGCCUGGUUUGCUACUUCAAACAAUAAGGACAUCAGCCCCGCUACCGGCCCCAGUCGACACCUCAUUAGGAAAGUAUUCCUCCUAAGUCUUUGAUACGUCACUUCCACUCCUACAGCUAUUCUAAUGUACAUUGCUUUGGGAAAGUAUUUUGGCCAAGCCAUUUUAAGGAUAUAAGUAAGCCAUUUUUUUUUAGUAUUACUUUUUUUUUGUGGAAUUAAUUAAUUUAUAUUUCUUAAUUAGGGCACUGACUACGCUUGAUUUUCAGGAGGAAGUGUGGUUCUUAGAUUUGUCGUUUAUUGACGGUUCCUUUUUUUUUUUUUUCUUUUUAGUGCAGAAACUUCUGAAAACAGCAAGCACUGAUCAAUUAAAACUCAGAACCACACAUUUAUUUAAAAGUUUAUUCUUUUAUUUCAAAUUUAAAUUACCACUAUUUCAACAAAGUACAUUUCUGAUGCUAGUUGAGCACAAAAAGUGGUUGAAGACAGCCAGAGGUCGCUCAUUUGUUUCCACCAGCAAACCAAAAAAAAAGAAAAAGGGCUACACAGUGUCGCAACACACCUGCGAUCGACAACACCAAAUCUUUUUUCCAAGCUGAAGGAAAAGAAGCAGAGAUCAACUUUAUUUCUUUCUCCACACCUUUUUUCUUUUAAAAAGGUAUCGCUAAAUGAUUUCAAGGCAUUAAGAGUUAACAUGUUGGUAACUGUGUGGCCCAAGCAAUGAAUGGCAGCUCCUCAUUUAACAGCUUAUAUAAUGUGCCACACCACAUUAUCCUGGCAGAGGAAAACAGACCAUUUAUACAGAAUAUAUACACUGGUGUCUGUCCAUUUCAUUGUUUUAUUUUUUUUUCCGGUUCGUCUUUUUUUUAAAAAUUGAUUUCCUGCCCAUGCUGAUAUUUAAACAUGUAAAUACUUCACCACUAUUUCAAAAACCAUGCACGAAUGUACAUUAAUUGACUUCCAAGUAAUAACUGUGUUGUGAUGAAGAAAGUGUUAGUUUGCCCGAGUACUGCUGUGUGAUGAACUAUAUUUAAAUGUCUGGAGAGUUUCUGCCCUCUUUGUUUUUAAUUGUACUGGAUACAUUAUAAAAUCUAGCAGAAUGCGAGCUUUUGAGUUUACAGUCUAAUAUCUAUAAGAAGAAGAAGAAGAAGAAGGAAAAACAAAAAAAAACAACAGACACUAUAUUUUUUAAUCGCUUUAUGUUGCAGGUUGUAUAUCAGGUCUUUUAUUAUUAAACCAACAGUGCAAAAGCUUUGAGAUUUGUUGUCUUUUUCUAUCGGACAGUUUUUUGAUAUUUGUGUUUUUUCAAAAAUCUGGGAUUGUAUUUUUUUCUUUUUAAAUUUGUCUCAAUUCUAUUAAAGUUAAAGAAGCUGGUAUACAGUG
Molecule: messenger RNA, 4864 nt
Organism: Scomber japonicus (chub mackerel)
Lineage: Eukaryota; Metazoa; Chordata; Actinopteri; Scombriformes; Scombridae
Gene: hnrnpub
Product: heterogeneous nuclear ribonucleoprotein Ub
Exons: 14
Coding region: 139-2616 (825 amino acids)
Biological process (GO): regulation of chromatin organization; positive regulation of attachment of mitotic spindle microtubules to kinetochore; regulation of alternative mRNA splicing, via spliceosome
Cellular component (GO): catalytic step 2 spliceosome; centrosome; nuclear matrix
Molecular function (GO): RNA polymerase II C-terminal domain binding; poly(G) binding; poly(C) RNA binding
Source: RefSeq, a predicted model, not a curated record